Messenger RNA from Fusarium pseudograminearum CS3096, 2466 nucleotides. RefSeq lists its product as uncharacterized. The record is from RefSeq and is a predicted model, not a curated record. NCBI's taxonomy places the organism in Eukaryota, Fungi, Ascomycota, Sordariomycetes, Hypocreales, Nectriaceae. Gene Ontology annotation, biological process: glycerophospholipid catabolic process. The transcript has a single exon. Bases 1 to 2466 code for a protein of 821 amino acids. Gene Ontology annotation, molecular function: A2-type glycerophospholipase activity. Gene Ontology annotation, cellular component: cytosol.
AUGAGACACUACCGGGGCUCCCUUAGGAGCCUCCAUCGAAUACCCUCUCGAUUCAACAAUCACACACGACUCCCACGAAGGCGAUUGACGCCUCGCCAACACCGUCAGUUUUGGACGUCGCAUUCCAAACGCGAUCCUAAGGAAGAAGAACAACAACGGUCGACGUUGCCAGUAGCAGUAAUCACCGGCGGGCUAUUCAUCUGGUGGCUUUACCCUUCUGACGACUUUGCACAGCUUUCCGGCAAACAGGCCAGAUUACGAAACGAUAAGGACUCAGGACAAGACAAGAGCCCAGAUAAAAGUCAAAAUUCCGAAUCAGACGCGGACCAGUCGGCUUGGAUCAACUUUUCUCGCCGUUUCGAGGCAUUCUCCACGCUUAAUAGCCUUGAGUUCUCCUCGUUUCCCGACAAGAUCGUCAACUCUUUGCUCCCGGAAUGGUCCAGACUCAUCCCCGGAUAUGUUCGCAAGCUACAGCGCGAGCUGUCCAUGUCACCGGGCUCUUUGGCCGACGAGAUUUGGCAUGAUGCCCAUGAUCCAUUGAUCAACCCCGAAAUUCAAUAUUCCGCCACGGUCCGAGUAUCCCCUGAUAUUUGUGACGAAGAGAAGGAAUAUUUGUCUAGGCGGAAACGAGUCGCUAGAGUUGGCCUGGCCAAAUAUCUUGGGCUCAAAGAGGAUGAGGUUCAUCCGGACGACGUUCCUACAAUCGCCAUGUGUGGCUCAGGAGGAGGUCUGAGAGCGCUCAUUGCGGGAUCCGGAUCCAUCCUUGCCACAGAGGAAGACGGCUUAUUCGACUGUGUGACAUACACAUCGGGCGUGAGCGGUUCAUGCUGGCUUCAGGCUCUGAACUUGACCUCUUUUAACCAGGGGAGCCUCAAAAAACUAAUCGAACAUCUGAAAGCCAGGUCUUCCACUCACAUUGCGUACCCACCCGAGGCAUUUCAGGCGCUUGCCUCCAUGCCCACCAACAAAUAUCUGCUGAGUGGUAUGGUUGAAAAGCUCAAGGGUGACCCCAAGGCCGACUUUGGCUUGGUUGAUGUCUACGGCGUGUUGCUAGCAGCAAGAUACCUGGUCCCGAAAGGAGAUCUUGGCGUCAAUGACCGCGAUUUCAAACUUUCGAACCAACGGCAGUAUGUUCAAUAUGGACAGCUCCCGCUACCUAUCUACACUGCCGUGAGGCACGAAAUUCCCUACUUGCCUGAAGCGUCCAAACAAGGGCCUAUCGAAGCUGAAAUUGCCAAGGAGGAGGCAAAGAAAGAAGCUUGGUUUCAAUGGUACGAGAUUACUCCUUACGAAUUCUUUUGUGAAGAGUUUGGCGCGGGUAUUCCCACAUGGGCUCUUGGCCGAAGAUUCAAGUCAGGCCGUGACAUCGCUCCUGAGCACGGCUUCCAUCUUCCGGAGAUCCGAUUACCACUACUCAUGGGCAUCUUUGGUAGCGCAUUCUGUGCUACCCUUAGCCACUACUACCGAGAGAUUAAGCCCCUGGUCCAAGGAUUAACUGGCUUUGGCGCCAUUGAUGACCUUAUCUCGACACGAGACGAUGAUCUGAUCAAGGUGCAUCCGAUUGACCCUGCCAAGAUACCCAACUUUGCUUACGGCAUGCACGGAAAGCUCCCAGAGACAACCCCUGGAAGUAUUUAUGACAAUGAGUACAUCCAACUCAUGGAUGCCGGAAUGUCCAACAACUUGCCCAUCUAUCCUCUUCUCCGACCAGGUCGAGAUGUUGAUGUUCUUGUCGCAUUUGAUGCUUCUGCAGAUAUCAAGACUGAUAACUGGCUCUCAGUCGCAGACGGAUAUGCUCGGCAACGUAAUAUCAAGGGCUGGCCAGUUGGAAUUGGCUGGCCCAAGUCAGGAGAAGCCACAUCUCAAGUUGUCGAAGAGCUCGAUGAAGCCCAGGCCAAAUCUACACGUGAGGCGGAAAACAAACUUCGAGAAGCCAAGAAAGAACAGAAGGAACUGCGCCAAGAAGCUCAUGAAGAAGGCAAACAAGUUAUGGCCGAGAACGACAAAACUAAAUUCGAACAUGGCGAUCAAGAGUCCGGUGAUUUGGGAUACUGUACUGUCUGGGUCGGAACAAACCAAGAGCGCAGUUCUAAGCCACCUCCUCCUUCAAAAGCAUUAUCUGGAGAUAACUCGUGGCAAUUGAUGGAGCCCGAGGCCGGCAUUGCAGUUGUCUAUUUGCCAUUCAUCUCUAACGACAAGGUGCCCGGCAUCUCCCCCGGCACUACCGACUACCUCAGCACAUGGAAUUUCAUCUAUACCCCUGAGCAGAUUGACAAUGUGGUUGAGUUGGCACGAGCAAACUACAACGAAGGAAAGCAGCAGAUCCGCGAUACCAUUCGUGGAGUUUACGAACGCAAGAAGAAGCUUCGUGAGGAAGCCGAGAAGGCGCAGCGAGAAGAUCGCUAUAGAUCUCUUGUGAGGAGAGGAGAGGGUGUCCGUCUGGGCGAGGGCGACCAUUUCAGUUGA